Messenger RNA from Trypanosoma grayi, 312 nucleotides. RefSeq lists its product as hypothetical. Bases 1 to 312 code for a protein of 103 amino acids. Lineage: Eukaryota; Euglenozoa; Kinetoplastea; Trypanosomatida; Trypanosomatidae. The record is from RefSeq and is a predicted model, not a curated record. The transcript has a single exon.
AUGGCUGAACUCGAUCGUGCGCUCCGUCUUCUGCCGCCAGGAUCCGCACCGGGACCCGACAUGAUACAUGGAGAGGCACUACGGCACCUUGGGAAAUGCGCGAAACACUCUGUCCUAACGCUCUUCAACAAGAGCCUGCGCACUGGCGUCAUUCCAAAGAGCUGGAGACACGGGAUUAUAAUCCCACUCCUCAAACCCGGCAAGAAAGCGACUGAACUGGCGUCAUACAGGCCAGUCACGCUCACCAGUUGCCUCUGCAAGCUCAUGGAACGUAUUAUAGCAGCACGCAUUCGUGAGGUUAUNAACCAAUAA